Molecule: messenger RNA, 1565 nt
Organism: Hibiscus syriacus
Lineage: Eukaryota; Viridiplantae; Streptophyta; Magnoliopsida; Malvales; Malvaceae
Exons: 1
Coding region: 440-1453 (337 amino acids)
Biological process (GO): regulation of transcription by RNA polymerase II
Cellular component (GO): SAGA complex
Molecular function (GO): transcription coactivator activity
Source: RefSeq, a predicted model, not a curated record
ACACUUCAUAGAGGGAAAAACAAAAAGGAAAACUCGGAGUCCAUAGCUAAACAGAACAACGUGCAUCGAUCCAGCUUGGUACGCCAAUUGUCAAUUCAUUCUUUUGGGUUUUCCGAUUCAUAUCCAAAUCUCAAAUGGGUAUCGAUAAGUAUUCAUUAUAAUUACUUAAAUCCUUCGAAUUUUGUUUGUUUGCUUUCGCUGAUAAAUUUUCUCGGUAAUUCUUUGUUUUGCCUUCUUGAGUUGAAUUUUCCACAAGUGUGAUUUAUGUUGAUAUUGUGGAAAUAGGGUUUUUGAGAUUGGGGUUUUCGGUUUUUUAUUGAGGAUUCUGUGAUUGCCAUCUGGGUUUUUGACUUUUGAUUGAAAGUUAAAAGGUUUUGAUGCAAUUAGUAUUUUUUUUUUGUUCUUUUGGUGAUUUUUGAGUAAAUUGGAGUUGAAGAAAAUGGUCAACCAAAAUCAUGCUCGGAUUGAUACCUUAGAGCUAAGAUCUCUUAUUGUAAGAAAACUUGGGCAUCAAAGAGCUGAGAAGUACUUUGAUCAGCUAAGAAAGUUGUUUAAUUUGAAAAUUAACAAGUCCGAAUUUGAUAAAUCUUGCGUUAAGGUCAUUGGGAGGGAAAAUAUACCGCUUCACAACCGGCUUAUUCGAUCCAUUAUCAAGAAUGCUUGCGUCUCUAAAGUUCCGCCUUUGAAAACAAUUCGGAAAGUAGGAAGUAACCUUCAAGUCGGAAAUGGUUAUCAACGGAAUUGUCUUCAGUAUCUUUAUGGGGAUGCAUUUCCACCCUCCCCUUACAAAGGUCGGUCCCCUAUCAACCGGGAUCGAAAGUUUCGAGACCGCCCUAGUCCGCUAGGGCCACUUGGGAAGACACAGAGUGUUGUAUGCGAGGAGUCUGUUUCCAAGGCACAAGAGCAGAGUGCAACUGAAUUGCUUUCACUUGGGAGCAGACCUCCUCUUGAUGUUGCAUCCGUGGAAGAUGGAGAAGAGGUCGAGCAGGUAGCUGGAAGCCCUGGUGUUCAGAGUAGAAGUCCUGUUACGGCUCCUCUUGGUAUCUCCAUAAAUUUCAGGGGAGCUCGUAAAGCUCUUCCAAAUGUGUUCUCGUAUAAUAAUUAUCACCUCGAGAUAUGUCAAACUAAAGGUGAGCUACCAGAUACGAGAUCAUUAAGAAGUCGUUUGAAGAAGAAGUUGGAGUCAGAGGGAAUCAGCAUUUCGGUGAAUUGUGUUAACCUACUGAAUAAUGGCUUGGAUGCAUACAUGAAAAGAUUGCUGAAGGCCCCUGUAAAACUGGCAGCCGGGUUAAGGCCUCGAAGGUUACCUCCAAGUUACUUGCAACAAUCAGAAAGAUCUUUUUAUGUAUCGAUGCCUGACUUUUGUGCUGCAAUGGAACUAAAUCCACAGGUGCUUGGAGAAGAUUGGUCUAUGCAACUUGAGAAAAUUAGUCUUAGCUCUAUGGAAGAUUGAGGAGAACCUGGUUAAAACAUAAACCAGCAAUAUAGCAGCUUAGGAAAUUAUCAUUUGUGUCUUUCACGUUUAGAUUGAAAUAUAUAUGUGAUUCGGUUUCCUUUUUACAAUC